CACGUACAGUUUGUCUGUCUACUCUUUUCUCUACAAUAAUUUCUUUUAGCUAUCUCGAUGUUUACAUGAACAUAUGUCGACAGUUCCUAGUAAUUUUUUUCCCAUUUAACGCAACACAUUUUUUAAAUUCUCAAAAUUAAAAUAUUGUUUGACCUUUGAUACGAAUUCCUAAGCCUUAUAUCCUGCCUAAACACGAAAUAUAAACAUGGUGAUAACCUGACCGUAAAGGGUUUGUUUUGCUGGUUGCUUUGUCUGUUUGACACGUCUAGCGGAGUCUAAUACUUAUAGAGAGCCGGUUAAGUUGUUAAUUACGAACUGGACUCCAGUUGCUGGACAAUGGACAUCAACAAAACAUUAAACACUUUGCACUGCUGUUAAAAUAAAAAACUGUCUAGAACAAACCUCAAGUGAUUAUUACAUUAUUACCAUACAGCUCACAAGUUUACCUCAGUAGUGACGCACAAAUGUCCUCCUCCCCGAAAAUGGUCCGAAAAUCCUCCGCUAUGAGUGUUUCUCAUAUUUACGGAGUUAACAACCAAGGGUAUGGGAUAACGAACGUGGAUGCGGCCUUGCCCAUCAAGACCUACAAAAGGCACCAAGUUGUAGACUUCAUAGAGUUAGGACAAGUGGCGUGCCCGGUGAAGGACACAACCGUUAAGGAGAUCACUACUGCAAAGAACGACAGAAGAUUGAUGAGAGGACGAGGGGACUCUGCCUUCUCUCGAACGAGUUUCCAUGAGGAGGGAGAUACGGAUAGUUACUAUUUAUCCAACGGUGGAUUGAUUGCAGGUGGAAGGAACGGGAAGAAUGGAGUGUCACGUGAAGUCAAGGUAGUCAGCUAUCCUAGAGCAAAGCCGAUUGUUGCUAACUGGAACUUGGGCCCAGUUGAAGCUCAUAAGUUCCAUUGUGAUUUCGACGAGUCCACCCUGCUCAACAGGAAACAGUUCACACCUUCAGAAGAUUAUGAACUGAAUGAGUACGAAAGGAAUAAGGCAGCGAGAUUGUUACUGGCUGAAAAAAGGGACAAGGAAGAGGCAGAAGAGAGGGAGAGAAAAAGAGCGGAGCGUCUUGAGCGAGAGAGACUGGAGUCAGAGAAGUUAGCUUUAGAGCUGGCAGAAUGGGAACGACUGGAACGAGAGCGCUUGGAGGCACGUAGGCUCGCUAAGCUUGAAAAAGAGAGGCUACGAGAGGAAAACCAGAGGAAGCAGAAGAAAGAAAUGGAAGAAGAAAAUGCCAGAAGACUGGCUGAACGAGAGGCGAAAGAGAAAAAACGAGAGGAGGAAGAGCGAGCAGAGAGGUUAAGAUUACAAAAGGAGAGGGAGGAACGAGAGAGACUUGCUAAGGAGAAGAGAGAGAAGGAAGAGGCGGAACUUAGAGAGAGGGCGGCCCAGAGAGAGGCUGAGAGACUAGCCAGGUUACAGGCAAAGAAAGAAAAGGAGGAGCAAGAGGAGAGGGAGAGGAAAGCAGCAAUUGAGACUGAACGAUUGGAGAGGCAGAGAAAACGAGAAGAAAGGGAGAGAUUAGAGAGGGAGGAGAGGGAGAGGGAAGCAUUUGAGAAGGCAGAGAAGGAGCGACUAAAGAGAGAGAAGGAAGAAGCAGAGCGUAAAGCAAAAGAAGAAGCGGAGAGGUUAGCUAUAGAAGAGGCAGAAAGGUUGAGAUUGUGGGAGUUGGACAGAGUAGCCAGAGAAGAAAGGGAGAGGUUAGCUAAAAUAGAAGCUGACAGACUUGCAGCUGAGAAAGCUGAGGCUGAUCGUCUCGCGGCGAUACAAGCAGAGAAGGACAGAAUUGAAGCAGAGAGACUGGCUAAAAUAGAAGCCGAAAGAAUUGCCAAGGAGAACGCAGAAAGAGAGGCGAGAGAAAAGGCUGAGAGAGAAGCCAGGGAGGAGAAGGAGAGAGCUGAGCGGGAGGAAAAAGAAAGAUUAGAAAGAGAAGCUCGGGAAGAAGCAGAACGCAUUGCUAAAGAAGAAGCUGACCGUAUAGCAGCGGAGAAGGCGAAGGAGGAAGCGUUUCUAAGGAAGAGAGCAGAAAGAGAGAGGAAGAUGCAGGAACGUCUUGAUAAAGCUAAAAAAGAUAAAGAAGAAGAGGAACUAAGGAAGGAGAUGAAUGUCGGUAAGGUCAAGUGGGGUUUGGGAGAGGAAGAUAAAGAAUAUGGCACGGCAGGAAAGUUAGCAAUCCCCGAAUUCGGAGACGCGGAGCGUGAGGCACAGCUGAGAAAUGUGGGAAAAUUAAAGCUACCCGCCGGCUUAGAGGGCGGAAAGAAGCCGGCACGCAGGCAGUCUCAGGUGGGCAAACUGAAAAUUGCAGCCUUCGCCACCAAGGCUGGCGACGGUAACCUAAAACCAGCCCCGAUUAGAAGACGAUCAAGUGCUGUGGAUCCAAAACUGAAGCCUCCCGGCCAAUAGUUCCCAGGACAGAACAGAGGUUGGAAUGAGGUUGAGUGAGAUGCCGCCAGUCCCUAGAUUUAAUAGAGACUACCGCACCCCUUCUCCUUCCAUCCAGUCUUCUUCUCCUCUCUACAAAGCGUUCGUCCAGGCGUUCGGGCCCCAGGAGUACGGGCAAGGUAGGACCGCAGCUGAACGUUACGGGCUUGUUGCCAACGCGACCAGCGCUGCAGACAAGGUUUUCUUCGCUGCGCAGGUGGACAAAAAGGCAGAAAAAUAUGCACGUGCUAUUCCAGUUAACUAUGAAAAAGUAAAGAGUCCAAAAACUUCACCCCUGAUGGAGAAACGUGUGAUAAACAGUAUUACGCACAAGUAUAAGUACUACGACUAUGAGCUUCCUAAACGGAUAUACACUGACAAGAGCCUCAUGUACGCAUAAACUGAAAAGUCGUUACUUUACUCCUGACAAUAGCUGCUGAGAUACUGAUAUUCUUAUAUACAUAUUAUAUUACCAUAUAUAGUGAUACCCUAAUGAUAUUACCGUAUAUGGCAAUGUUACCUUGACAAUAUUACCGUAUAUGGCAGGAAAACUCUACCAUUUAUGAGUAUCACGUGAUAUUUAAAAAGGGUAGAACUAGAUUAACCAGCACUAGUAGGUAGUGUUUUAUAAACUAUAACUUAGAUAAUAUUUUGAUUCCAAAACAUUAAAUCACUUAUUUCUUGUUUUUUUCUAGAUAUUCGAUAUAUGAUGACCUUAUUAGUUAUUAUGAAGGCGGUAUGAAGGCGGUGUUGUGUGAAUUUGUGCAUGACUUUGAUUAUGUUUAAGCGUCAAUUUUCUUAUAGGAUUUUUGUUUUAAAUAUCGAGAGAAGGUUACCUUUUUGCUUGAACUGCAUGGUUUGAUUAUGAUUCUUUCAGAAAGAAUGCAUUUUAUUUUUGUUGAUAAGUGAAA
Molecule: messenger RNA, 3331 nt
Organism: Bolinopsis microptera
Lineage: Eukaryota; Metazoa; Ctenophora; Tentaculata; Lobata; Bolinopsidae
Exons: 5
Coding region: 465-2402 (645 amino acids)
Source: RefSeq, a predicted model, not a curated record